CCAAACCGAAGCGGCCACUCGGACUCAUUUCCCCGCAGAGUGUCCGACGGAGCCCCGCUGCUUUCCCUGGUGGUUCCUCCGCACACGUUCCGGACUUUUCUAAAUGAAACUACCGAGGGAGGGUUAGAGGAAACUCGCUGGUGGAGCCGCUGUCUAUUAUCGGACAUGGAGCCCAAACCCCAGAGCGUGGUGGUGGAGCGACUCGUGACUGAGCUGGGUUCUCUGCUGAAGAUGUUGGACCACGAGACGGUCAGUCCGGCCACUGCCGACAAGAUGGCCUCCAUACGCAACACCCUGGACUCACUGCAGCUUUCUGUCAAUGGAUCAGAUGUCUACAUGAACAGCUGUCUCUAUGGCAACGGCACAAGCUUUGUGGAGUCUCUGUUUGAGGAUUUUGACUGUGAUUUGCACAUGCUCAGUGUGUCUCCAGUGGAGCAGAAAGAGGAAGUGGAGAAGACUCCUCCUGAUAAAGCUACACCCACCGACACGCCCCCUCCUGUGCCCACCACCCCACUUCCUGAUGACUACUAUGAGGAGGCUGUUCCCCUGGAUCCUGGGUCCACCCCUCAAUACUUCACCACCAAUAUGGACCCUUCCUCAGUGGAGGAUGCUUAUUACGAAGAUGCGGACGAUAACUACCCCAUCACCAGGCUCAACGGUCCUCCCAAAAACUCCUACAAUGACUCAGACGCUCUGAGCAGUUCCUAUGAGUCUUACGAGGAAGAGGACGAGGAGGCAAAGGGGCGGGACCGGCCUCAGAGAUGGACGGUCGAGGAGAGCCCAGACGUACCAAUCAGAGACUGCCGCAUCUGCGCCUUCCUGCUACGGAAGAAGCGCUUCGGCCAAUGGACUAAACAGCUUGUCGUCGUGCGAGACAAUAAACUACAGUGUUAUAAGAGCAUCAAAGAGAGCACCCCCCACACAGAGCUCCCGCUGAAUCUGUGCAACGUCAUCUACGUCCCGAAGGAGGGCAAGAAAAAGAGACACGAGCUGCGCUUCUCGUUGCCUGGAGGCGAAGCUCUGGUCCUGGCUGUGCAGAGUAAGGAGCAGGCCCAGCGGUGGCUCAAGGUGGUGCAAGAAGUUGGCAGCCAAUGUAGCAACACCGAAGGACCAGAUGUUUCCACUUCUCCCAUUAUACAGAGGAAGCUGGAGCUUGACAAGGUGCUGCAGUGCGAUCGGCCAGCAUCAGACUCAGACAGCGGACCAACAGUGGACACUCAGUCCAUUGCACAUGUGCCAGGACGGGACACAACUGACUCACUAAACCGAGGGAAGCGCGGAGCCUUCUCUGAGCUGACGGGGUCGAUGAGCCGGGCAGCAGGGAAGAAAAUCAAUCGCAUCAUCACUUUCUCCAAAAGGAAACCUCCUUUACCUGGAGAGGUCGCCUCCUCUGCUGGUCACCAUGACAACCCGCGCUGUGGUUACCUGAGUGUGUGUCUUAGUGGCUCAUGGAAGGAGCGCUGGUGUGUGGUGCGAGAAGGAAGCCUGUACCUGCAGAAGGAACCCGGGGAGCAGCGGCUCCCCGUCUCCGUGGUGCCGCUCAAAGGGGCAGAGGUGAUGCCCGGCGGCCCCGGCCCCAAACACCCCUUCUCCUUCCGCAUCCUGCAGGGAAGCAAUGAACUGGCAGUUCUAGAGGCCAGCUGCUCGGAGGAUCUCGGCCGCUGGCUCGGUGUGUUGUUUGCAGAGACCGGCAGCUCCACUCUCCCUGAAGAGCUGCACUACGACUACAUCGACGUGGACACGCUCACCGACAUCCGGCACGCGGCCAGAAACUCCUUCAUGUGGGCCACUACCACUGCUGCGUCCUCCAGCAGCACCUCAACGGACUCCAGAACUUAUGAUGAGGUCUAUGAAAGUGUUGAGGACACGGAUGUUGAGAGCAGGACGAGCCAGGUGAGACGCCACGCCUCCUUCUCCAGCAGAGACUCUGAAAAGACUGAACAGCAAGCCGCCAUCAAGAGACACGUCUCCAAUGUAAAUCAGUGUGGACGGUAUGGAAAGACUCGAGCAGAGGAGGACGCCAGGCGGUACCUGACGCAGAAAGAGGAGCUGGAGAAGAAAAAAGAGGAGCUGAGAAACGCACUGAUUUCCCUCCGCAGGGAGAAGAAGGAGUUGAAGGAGGAGAUGAAGUGUGCCACAGGUCAAGCUCUGGAGCAGCGGUUAGCCGUGCUGGAGACGCUGUGUAAACAGAAAGAGGAGGAGCGGGUGGAGCUGGAGCUCCGUCUGACAGAAGUCAAAGAAAACCUGAAGAAAUCAUUGGCUAGAGGAGCACUGGGUCCGCCCACUGACACCAAGUUCAGUGUGAAGACACAGGGCAGUAAAGUUGAAAAGGUUUACAAUGAGACUGUGCCAGUGAACGCAGCAUCUGAGCUUCGUAAACGGCCUCCAUCUCUGUACGCCUCCUCCAAGGGGAAUGUCAUGCAGAAGAAGAAGGAGUGGGAGUCAAAGAAGGCGACCUAGACCGAACAUGAAUGGAUCGACGGGAGGAAAAAAAGAACUGAGCCGUAACGUGAGGAUGUGUAAAGGAAGGAAGGAGCAGAUGAAGGAGAAGUACAAGUGGCACUGGAGAGGAAGAAGAAGAGAACGAGGGGAGGACAGACUGACACAUUCUUCCCUUCUCUUAUCUAAAAACGUGCAGGAAUCUUUGCAAGUACAGGCGGCGCAGUGCCGUCUCAACCUCUGUAAAUACGACCGACUCGACGGAUGCACCAGUUCAGUAUUAGUGUGGAUCACAGAGAACGUGAAGUGUUAAUGUUUGUGUGAGUUUGCAUGUGUGUACACAUUUGCACAGAGAGUGACGAUGUGAUUGUUUUCAUGACGUAACAGCAAAGGGAGAGUGUGGUUCAUCAACGCUGUGCGGUCAGAGUCACGUACAAGACUUCCUGUAAACAUCCACUGAUAUUAUUCUUUUUUACAUGAUGUGUGUCAUGGAAAGUGAACAACUAAAGUAAAGAAAUUCUUUAAUUACCUUAAAUUAUCAUCAUUAGUGAGAGAAGUGUCUCACAUGUUGUGAAGUUAUAUUGAGUAUGACACUGUUCCUGAAACCAGUGAGUAAAUGUUAAUUAUUACAAUGUGAAACCAUUGGGUUUUUGAACCAAUAUGUGUAUAUUUUUCUUAUUUGCCUUUUGCACUUUAUCUUGUUGUAUUCUGUGAUAACACAAAUGUUUUGGAAAUCCGCCUCCGUUUUCAUCUCAGCAGAAACGUGACCAAGUGUCUGCUUUCCCUGCUCGUCACAGAGAUAUGAACAAACACACGUGUUGGAGUAAAUGGUUCCUUUAUCAAACAA
This is a messenger RNA of Limanda limanda (common dab), 3286 nucleotides long. Its product is annotated as actin filament-associated protein 1-like 1. The record is from RefSeq and is a predicted model, not a curated record. Bases 166 to 2460 code for a protein of 764 amino acids. The transcript has 19 exons. Gene Ontology annotation, cellular component: cytosol. NCBI's taxonomy places the organism in Eukaryota, Metazoa, Chordata, Actinopteri, Pleuronectiformes, Pleuronectidae. Gene Ontology annotation, molecular function: SH3 domain binding.